GAGGUCUAAGUUAUGAGCUGAUGACGUGUUGUGGGAGCCCUGCCUACGCUGCCCCUGAACUCAUCCAGGGAAAAGCGUAUAUCGGCUCAGAGGCUGAUGUUUGGAGUAUGGGGGUGCUGCUGUUCGCUCUGCUCUGUGGAUACCUGCCUUUCGAUGAUGAAAACUGCAUGGUCCUCUACAGGAAGAUAAUGAGAGGUAAAUACGAUAACCCACGGUGGCUCUCUCCAGGUAGUGUCCUCCUCCUCAACCAGAUGAUGCAGGUGGACCCCAAGCGGCGUGUUACUGUUCGCCAUCUGCUGGACCAUCCCUGGGUGCUGAAAGACUACAACAGCCCUGUGGAGUGGUUCAGCAGGCAGCCGCUUGGUCACAUAGAUGAGGACUGCAUCACUGAGAUGGCAGUCAACAUGAAGCGAUCGAGAGAGAGCACCACAGCACUGGUGACGGAGUGGCGGUAUGACCAUACCACAGCCACCUACCUGCUGCUGCUGUCGAAGAAACAGAGGGGAAAACCUGUCCGUCUGCGCCCUGAACCAACUGUCUGCGAGGACUCCUGCUCUCCCUCACAACAGGGACUACAGACAAGGGAAGCUCUUCAUUAUAGCGAGGAUGAAGAUGCUGUGAUUGUGGGUUCUUUGGAUUUUGGCUCGGAGUACAUUGAUGACUGUCCCUGGCUGUCAGUCAAACAACACACACCCCAGGGGGUCAGAGGGCAACCAGACGGAUGUGCAAGCAACAAGAGACUGGCAUCUCCAUCAGUGGAGAGAAGAUGUGCUUACAGCCCGACUCCAGAGAGGGGGCGGACAACCACGCAGCACCGCCAGGAGAGGAGGGACAGAGAACUAGAGCAAACCACUGAGAACAAGGAGAAUAUUGCUGUUCAAGAGAAAGUUGUUGACAUUUUUGUGUUGCCUCCUCCUCGAACUCCAGUGUCCAGUAGGAAGAAUGCACGCCACAAGAAUGUGUUGACCACGCCCAAUCAAAAUACUAACGUCAAUAGCGGCAAAAACAACGCCCUCACACCUAAAGAUGGAGGCAGUGGCUCUAAAGAACACACCAAGAAGAGAACAGCCGAGAACAAGGAGCCUGCAAACAUUGAAAUAUUGGCUUUCAGUCCUGAGAGAAGGUCUCGGUCUUUGGACAUGGCAGUUACAGGAGACAGCGGAAAGAAGAAGAGAGGAGGGAAGGUGUUUGGUUCUCUGGAGAGAGGUCUGGAUAAGGUGAUCACCAUGCUCACUCCCAGCAAGAGACGAGCCCUGCGGGACGGCCCUCGCAAGAUCAAGGCACAAUACAACGUGACUUUGACGAGUCAAACGAACCCGGACCAGGUACUUAAUCAGAUCCUCUCCAUCCUGCCGGAGAAAAACGUCGACUUCACACAGAAAGGAUAUACGCUCAAGUGUCAGACCUGGGGCGACUUUGGGAAGGUGACGAUGGCAUUUGAGUUGGAGGUGUGCCUACUGCAGAGGCCAGAGGUGGUCGGGGUCCGCCGCCAGAGGCUGAAAGGAGACGCUUGGGUCUACAAGCACCUGGUUGAGGACAUCCUCUCCGCAUACAGGAUUUAAAAGCACUUUUCACUUCCUAUCCAAGUCAAUAGACUGACCCUCUGUCAGCAAUUACACGUCUGUCUUAUGUAAAUACUCUUAGCCUCAAUGAUCAGUCCUUAUUAUUUUUCAUGAAUAUUAAAAAUUCUCCUUAGGCAAGUCUGCAAUCUCCAGAAUAUGUGUUACAUUGAAUUUAUGAGAAUUGCAUGUCAAGAUCCUUUAUACUGUUUCUUGUUUUAUGUAGAAUAUUGUUGUUUUACUAUCAGGCUAAAUAGGAUCCAUGUCAACCCUCUUGAGGUGUGUGUGCGUGCGUGUGUGUGUUUGCACGUCUGUGCGUGUGUGUGUGUGUAAUGUAUUUACAGUUUACCUUCUGGCCUCUUAUUACCAUAUUUAUGUCAUGAUGUUAUUCUUCCCUGUAGGUGUAAAACUUGAUUUAAUAACAUAAAUGAGCUGAGCAUUACUAAUUUACUGUCAUUGUUUUUUAUGUAUGUUUACAUUUCCUCCAUCAUGAUUUUUUUACGUGGUUCUAUGAAGUGUCUGAUUUUAUUACCUGUCCAGGUGUUUCAUGUUUUCUUGUCUGUCACGUCGUGUCUGUAAGAUUUUCUACUGACAAUGUAAAGGGAGCAAAAUAAAUGAUUUCUGCUGAG
This is a messenger RNA of Paralichthys olivaceus (Japanese flounder), 2188 nucleotides long. NCBI's taxonomy places the organism in Eukaryota, Metazoa, Chordata, Actinopteri, Pleuronectiformes, Paralichthyidae. The record is from RefSeq and is a predicted model, not a curated record.